ACUCCUACUUCCCUUUUUUGGCUGAAGAUGCACUCUUGUGUUUUAGAAGAGCAGUUUCCCAGAUAUUCUCACUGGACCUGGUGAGAGCUGUGUACUGGCUACUGUGAGAGCAAGAGCCAGCUUGCUACCUGUGAGGAAAUGCCUCCGGCAGUCUCUCCCUGGGUGGUCUUCACGCUGCUGUGGCUGACUCCACCGGUUGUGACUCCUGUCAGUAGACAAUAUGAAACUGCACCCAAAUCUGUGAUUUCUCUUGAGCCUCCAUGGACCACUUUCUUUCAAGGAGAAACAGUGACUCUGACUUGCUAUGGAUUUGGCUUCAACUUACCUCAGAAAACAAAAUGGUACUGGAAUAGCAAAAUAGUAGGAGAAAUUCAAGGACACACCUUCAAAGUGCGCAUGUCUGGAGUGCACCAAUGCCAGGCCGACAACUUACAUCUAAGCAUCCCUGUGCACUUACACUUUUCUAAAGAUCCAUUAGUGCUUCGAGGUCCACCUGCUGUAUUUGAGGGAGAUUCUGUGGUUCUGAGGUGCCAUGCAAAGAAAGGGACAUCACGAAAGACCCUGACAUUUUACAAGAAUGGUGUCCCUCUGGAAUCAUCUGGUCAAAGUUCUGAGCUUGCUAUUCAGCAUGCAGAUCAGAGGGCCAACGGUCAAUACCGCUGCACUGUGAAGGAGACGUUUUGGUCCAAAAUUUCUUCCAAUACAGUCAGAGUCCAUGUCCAAGAAUUAUUCCCACGUCCUGUGCUGAUGGUCAGACCGUCUGAGCUCACAGACGGAAGCCCGGUGACACUGACCUGCCGGACUCAGCUCCCUGCACAGAAGUCAAAUGCCCAGCUCCAGUUCUGUUUCUUCAGAGACCUCCAGGCUCUGGGGUCAGGCUGCCGCAGCUCUCCAGAGUUUCACAUUCCUGCCAUAUGGACUGAAGAUGUAAUGCCGUACCAGUGCACUGCAGAAACAAUGGAUGCCCAAGUAAGCAAACGAAGCCUGCCAAUCAAAAUGACUGUGCAGAGAGCUUUUGCAGACUUCCAAAUACACAUCAUUCCAGCCUCAAGGUUAGUGUUUGAAGGACAGUUGCUGCUAUUCAACUGCUCAGUAAAAGGGGUCCCAGGGCCCAUCACACUUUCCUGGUACAAAAGGGACAAGUUGAAUAAUAAAACAAAGAUCACUAAGUCCUCAGAGGCAGAAUUCACGAUCUCCAGGGUAAACGGCAGUGAUGCGGGGGAUUAUUACUGUGAAGCCAGCAACAGUCGCCGCAGCUUCGUCAGCAAGGCAGUCACCAUCACCAUAAAAGUUCCAGUGGCCCGCCCUGUCCUCACACUCAGGGUCCCUGGGGCCCAGAAUGUGGUGGGUGACGUGCUAGAGCUUCACUGUGAGGCUCUGGGAGGCUCUCCUCCAAUCCUGUAUCACUUUUAUUACCAAAAUGUCACUCUGGGGAGCAGCUCAGCCCUUUCUGGAGGAAGAGGGUCCUUCAACUUUUCUGUGACUGCAGAACAUUCUGGAAGCUUUUUCUGUGAGGCUGACAACGGCCAGGGGCCCCAACGCAGUGAUACUCUGGCUCUGAGUGUUAUAGACACAACCAAAAACAGAAGAGUUCCUGUGGCUGCUGGAGUCGCUGGGGGACUGCUCGCCGUGGCUGGCGCAGCUGCUGGUGUGCUGCUUUAUUGCUGGUUCUCUAGAAGAGCAGGGGGAAAGUCUGCCUCUGGUGACUCCAGGAACCCUUCAUAUUCAGAACCCCAGGAGCCCACCUAUUACAAUGUACCAGCCUGUAUAGAACUGCAGCCAGUAUACAGCAAUGAACCUAAAGAAGAAGUGAUUUACACAGAAGUGCGGUGCACCCUACAGAGAUGUAAACCUGCAGUUCAAAAGUCUGAAAGUCCAAGACCAAGAAACCAGACAGCUGAAUAAAAAAUAAAGACAAGUCUUCUCGAAGUGGCCAUAAAUACAGUGAGUCUGCUGAUACCUGUAGCACCCCCCGUGGGCCUGCCAGCUCUGCUCUUACCCUGAUGCUGUGGCCUCUUGGAGUCUCCUGUUAUCUACUCUCAGGUGAAGCUGGCAAGUACCCUGGCUCCUGGGAUGCAGAAGUCUACCUCCUCGGCACUCAAAGAUGAGUUCACAAAUCCCCCAGCUCCUGCCUCCACAGUGCAGCUUAGCAUUCUCCUUGGGAGAGAGAACACACUGCAGUGGGACUUCAGCACAUCCUGAGCUCUGUGUACCACGUGGCCAGGACUCGGAACCCUACUGGAUUCCCACCUAUCACUAGACUAAGUACUGCACAUGGUAUUUUUGUAAUCUAGUGCUAUUUUUUUAUCUAGUGAUAAGCUGCUCUUGACCUAGGGAAAGUCAUAUGUGCUGGCUUCCUCAAUGAGCGUCAGUUUCGAUGGUUGUUGCUUCCCCUCAAUUAGGACUGCUUGACUGUAGCUGGAAGCCAUGAUCUCGGGUGGGGUACAUGGUGUCACAACCAUUUGGCCCUCAGUACUGCUCUACCAAGUGAGAAGCACCCACUCUUUGGACAAUGAACUCAUGAUGAACUCUUUACAGCUGAGCUGCAUUUCACAAUCUUUUAAUUGUUUAGAACUUAAGGUUUGUACCUGAUAUCAGUGUAACUCUUUUCCUGCUCAAGAGCUAACCAUCCAAGUCAAAUGAAUACUCCAUGCCGUAAGUCUUUCAUAACCUGACAAAAGGAACCCCAUAAAGUCAAGAUUAGGAACACCAAGGAUAAAUCAAUGCAUCUUCAAUCAGAAAGUACUAUGUAAUUGUGAAUGAACAAUGAUAUUGGAUUCGAUGUGCCUCCCAAGGAACUCAGAAUCACCCUGUUAUUCCUUUCUCCUGAGUGAGAAUGAGAGAAAAUCUGUGGGAAAUCUUGUUCACCAGGAAUAAAGGCUUCAGAUCUCCAUGUGCUUAUGACCACCCAAGAAUCUUAUGGACAUGAAAGAGAUCACCAUCCAGAUCUGGGUAGAACCUGAGACUCGUCAUCUUUAAUAAGUUUCCAUACAGUGCUGAUCCUUUAGUCCUGGGAUCAUAUUGAAAGCUGAGGCCCCAUAGGUCUUGACAGAGACUAAUGAAGCAGAUCUGGCUAUCUUCUGCCAAACUCCACAGGGCAUGUUCACAGGGAUAACACUCACAUUCAAUGCCCGUGAACCAUCCUUUGGUCAAAAGCACUGUGGUGGUUUGAACAAGAAUGCUUGGUCAUCAGGGAGUAGAACCAUUUGAGAGGGAUUAGGAGUUGUGGGCUUGUUGGAGGAAAUAUGUCACCAGGAGUGAGUUGGGGGGAUUCAAAAGCUCAAGCCAUGCCCAGUGAGUCUCUCUUUCUGCUGCUGAUGUAAAAUUCUCAGCUAGCUCUUCAGCACCAUAUCUGCUUGCAUGCCACCAUGCUACCUGCAGUGAUGAUAAUGGACUAAACCUCUGAACUGUAAGCAAGCCCAAAUUAAAUGCUUUCUUUCAUAAGAGUUGCUGUGGUCAUGGUAUCUCUUCACAGCAAUGAAACACUAACCAAGACAAGCACCCUCAGAGAACUCUGAGAUAUCUUGGGUUUUUCUAGCUCUCCUGUCAGGGAAAGGAGAUUGAUACCAUCUUUGUUUCUCUGUGGGCCUCAUACUCAGUUAACAAUUGGUGAAUGAAUAUACCUUCUAUUGCUCUUUCCACUUCUGAGAUGUUGCCCCCUCUCAUUGUGCCCAUCAUACAUUCUAUUGACCUCUAACCCUGUGGAUCAUUGUUUUAGCUCUUUUUCUCUAAAGAAGCAAACUCCAAAAAAUGUGAGUUUGUAGGAGAAGAGAAGACAGGAGAUGGGAACAAAGGGGUGAUGUCCAUGCUCCAAUUCCAGGAAAAUGGGAGUGGCAUAGUAGUGUAAGAGGUUAAAAAGAUUUUAAGGACAUGUGGGCAGAUAAAACACACAUUAUUUACUUCAAACAAAGGCUGCUAGAUAGGCAGCUACACACAGGCACAUGGGCACAGGCAGGCACAUGGGCUACACACAAGCAGGUAGCACACAUGGUGGUAAGUACAUAGGCUUGCCAACUGGUGUAAGAGGGUCUUCUGUCUAUGUGUUACUUUCAUUGGUCAAAUAAAGAAACUUCCUUGGCCUUUUGAUAGGACAGCAGCUUAGAUAGGCAGAGUAGACCAAACAGAAUGCUGGGAGAAAGAAAUCAGAGUCAGGCAGACACCAUGGCCCUGCUCUCCAAGAUGGACUAGGUUAGAAUUAUCCCAGUAAGCCACAGUCACGUGAUGAUAUACAAAUUAUUAGAAAUGGGUUAAUUAAGAUGUGAGAGUUAGCCAAGAAGAGGCUAGAUAUAAUGGGCCAGGCAGUGUUUAAAUGAAUACAGUUUCUGUGUAAUUAUUUCGGGUAAAGCUAGCAGGGAGCCAGGUGAUGGGAAGUGGCCCACUGCUACUAUUUUACUACAGAGUGGCUGCCCAAUGUGGUCUACUAACUCCACGUAAAACCUGAGAGGGCUUAAAAAGGAGAGAGAGAGAGAGUUGAACACAGCUUUUUGCUGUUUGUGGGUGGCAUGCCGCAGAGAGAAUUCCCUGACUCAGCAGCUUUAUAUUUAAAAAAAAAACUGUGCCAUUUUAAAGUGAGGCUUCCUGGGCCCUGGCACCAGUGCAAUCUCUGGCUAUGGAACAUAACAAAGGCAAAACCAGAUCUCAACCUCUAGAAUCACAAUGGACCUGAUGUUUUUUGUCUAAACUACAAAAUUGAGAAUCACAGAGGCCCCCUCCCCUUGGUUAUGAUGUAUGUUCAGUUGACCAGACACUUGACCAAAUGUUAUUCUAUGUGUUUCUGUAAAAGUAUAUCUGGAUUACAUUAAGAUGUGAAUUAGCAGAAUAAAGUGACUGCUCUACAUAC
Molecule: messenger RNA, 4840 nt
Organism: Myodes glareolus (Bank vole)
Lineage: Eukaryota; Metazoa; Chordata; Mammalia; Rodentia; Cricetidae
Product: Fc receptor-like protein 5
Biological process (GO): cell surface receptor signaling pathway; immune response
Cellular component (GO): external side of plasma membrane
Molecular function (GO): transmembrane signaling receptor activity
Source: RefSeq, a predicted model, not a curated record